CGCUUGCCGCCGCUAGCGUCGCAUGCGCCGCGCGGCAAAAGUUUUCUAAAACGAAAAAUUGUGUCGUGAACUCGCGCUGCGAAUUUCUUGAUAAGAUAAUUUAAAAAAUAACUGUGUUUCAUCUUCCCAAUGGAUUAUGUGCAUGGCUAGACAGUGUUACAGUGUUUUUUAUUGCCCCGGCCCUCCUUCCGUACACUAAAAUUUACACUUCCGCCAUGGAGUGCACUCCAGUGCUGUCGGCUCACUGGCUCUCCGCCGCCAUCUUCCUCUGCUCACUCGUCCACACGCACUCUCUUAGCACUAAGAUUCAUGAGCACAUGACACCAGCUGAACUACGACACGUCUUCCACGUUGACCAUCACUCUCAGGUCCCAGAAUACCAUCUCGUCCACUUAAACCACCAUUUAUCCAGGCGGAAUAUCCCUUCAAGCCACCAAUCAAAUAGCCACCAUGCUAACAGCGGCAAAGUACCGCACGAAAAGUUCCAGAAAACUCAAAAAAAUUGGAAAACUACGCCGCCAUCUUUGCUGAAUGACGAAAUGUUCGUCAAAGCGAAAGAGUAUAUUAAAGAUGUAGAUAUAAUAGGUGAUCUUAAUAAUACAGUGAGUGUUAAUUUCGGUGCUAAUUCAAGUGAAGUAAGUGAUAGUGCGAGUAGUGAAAGUGAUGAUGUGCAUAGGAUAGAUUUGGAGGCUUUUGGGAAGCAAAUGCAGUUGAAUUUGAAAAAACAGGAAGGGCUGUUUAAGAAAGAAGGUCUAAAAAUGUGGAGGACGAUGACGAACGAUUCACAGCCCCAUGGCGUCGAUUAUGAAGAGAUGGAAACGGAUAAUAUGGAAGCGCUGGGUGAGGUGUACCAAGAUGAAGAAAAUGGUGCAGCGCUGCUCAUUAGAAAACACCCGAAACUUGACAAAAUAGUGGUGGAAGGUUCGAUAGGUCACGAUCUGGUGAUCAGACCGAUCCCCGACUCGAUGACAUCACCCGCCCAGGACGACGAGAUGUUCAUGGACCCGGCCAGUAUGGCUGACAUGGUGUCCAUUGACACCGGGUUACCUAUUGUAAAGCGAAAACGAGAAGACCAAGAAAUACUGCAGGAGGCUUUGAACGGCGCACAUCACGUUAUCAUCAAGAGAGCACCGGAGCACUUAGAUCACUUGAGCGAUUAUGCGUUUAUGGAGCCCGAUCACCUAAGCAAGCGGUACCGAGCGAAGCGAUCGACGCAAGAGCGGCGGCGGCAGCAGCGCGACGCACCAUACGUUAUAUACCCAGAAAUACUCGUUAUUGUUGAUUAUGACGGUUAUAGGUUACACGGCGGCGACAAUGUGCAAAUUAAACGGUACUUCGUAUCGUUCUGGAACGGCGUCGAUCUCAGAUACAAGCUGCUCAAAGGACCCAGAAUACGGAUCUCCAUAGCUGGUAUUAUUAUAUCUCGGGGACGAGAUGCCACACCUUACCUCGAGAAAAAUAGAGUUGGACGUGACGCUAUAGACUCAGCUGCCGCGCUCACUGACAUGGGCAAGUAUCUGUUCAGGGAGCGACGGCUGCCUGUCUACGAUAUUGCUGUUGCUAUCACGAAACUAGACAUGUGCAGGAGGCAAUAUGCGAACGAUGCGUGCAAUAGAGGGACCGCAGGGUUUGCGUAUGUCGGCGGCGCAUGUGUUGUAAACAAGAGACUGGAAAAAGUAAACUCGGUAGCCAUCAUUGAAGAUACCGGAGGUUUCUCUGGCAUUAUUGUGGCCGCCCAUGAAGUUGGACAUUUAUUGGGGGCAGUCCACGACGGCAGCCCCCCUCCGUCAUACCUGGGUGGUCCAGGCGCCGAGAAGUGCCGCUGGGAAGACGGCUACAUCAUGUCCGACCUGAGACACACGGAGAAAGGUUUCCGGUGGUCAGCUUGCAGCGUGCAAAGUUUCCAUCACUUUUUAAAUGGUGAUACAGCAACAUGUCUAUACAACUCGCCGCACGAGGACGAUUCUUUACCACGAGUACUGCCCGGCCGGCUACUCACGCUUGACGCGCAGUGCCGGAAGGAUAGAGGCACUAGCGCGUGUUUCAAAGACGAGCGAGUGUGCGCGCAGCUGUUUUGUUUCGACGCGGCUAGCGGGUACUGCGUGGCGUACCGGCCCGCGGCCGAAGGGUCACCGUGUGGGGACGGACAGUAUUGUAUAAACGGGCGAUGUAUAACGGAGCACGAGAACAUAAUUCCUGACUAUUCACAACAUACGCCAAACUACGUGCGACCAGAGACUAGCCCUUUCUAUGGAAAUAUAACCAGUUACGAAGUCACAACACAGCCGUACGUACCUAAAGCGCCGCCUGUACAGUACAAUUACAAUGGAUAUAAAAAUUACAAAGAGCCAUCAUCGUCGUCAACUACAGAGGAUUAUUACAAAUAUUACUACCAAACUUCCAGUACUACCAAGAAAUAUAACUACUACACUCCUAGUACAACUACUAGUAAGAAAUAUGGGUACAUCACAGAGAAAACUAGCACAACUCCAAAUUAUUCUUAUUCGUACCCUCCUUCAAUAAACAGAUAUUCUAUAAGUACAACCAAAAACCCAUAUGACUUCAAAGACUUUACAACAAGAACAACAAAAACGACUGAGAAGAACGAGCGAAAACAGGGAUUUUACAACAAACAAGAAUUUGCUAAUUACUUCAGUACUACAAAGAGCAGCAGCACCACAAAAAGUCCUUAUCAGGAUAAAGGAAUUAAAUCAUUAUUUAAAAUUGGUACUUAUUAUUCACAAAAUAAAGCAAAUGAUAAUUCUAUAAGACCAGACGCAUCACAGCAAGUGUCCAUAGAACCAGCAAGAUUGGUCUAUUCGUACCAAAGGAAUCUUACCACUGGACAGAUCAUACAAAAAUAGUGCCAAAAUUAUUGG
Messenger RNA from Hyposmocoma kahamanoa, 2879 nucleotides. RefSeq names its product A disintegrin and metalloproteinase with thrombospondin motifs 16 (gene Adamts-like). Gene Ontology annotation, biological process: proteolysis. The record is from RefSeq and is a predicted model, not a curated record. Bases 216 to 2864 code for a protein of 882 amino acids. Lineage: Eukaryota; Metazoa; Arthropoda; Insecta; Lepidoptera; Cosmopterigidae. Gene Ontology annotation, molecular function: metalloendopeptidase activity. The transcript is spliced from 16 exons.